Messenger RNA from Peromyscus leucopus (white-footed mouse), 1422 nucleotides. Its product is annotated as acetyl-CoA acetyltransferase, cytosolic-like. NCBI's taxonomy places the organism in Eukaryota, Metazoa, Chordata, Mammalia, Rodentia, Cricetidae. The record is from RefSeq and is a predicted model, not a curated record. The coding region runs from base 38 to 1231 and encodes 397 amino acids. The transcript has 9 exons. Gene Ontology annotation, molecular function: acetyl-CoA C-acetyltransferase activity. Gene Ontology annotation, biological process: fatty acid beta-oxidation.
CCAGAGCUGUGCAGACGCCAGCCAGCGGAGCAACAGGAUGAACGCAGGUUCCGACCCCGUGGUCAUCGUCUCAGCGGCCCGAACCGCCAUAGGCUCCUUCAAUGGUGCCCUGUCUACUGUGCCUGUCCACGUCCUGGGGACGACUGUCAUCAAAGAAGUCCUACAGAGGGCCAAGGUGGCUCCAGAAGAGGUGUCAGAGGUCAUAUUUGGACACGUUUUGGCCGCAGGUUGUGGGCAGAAUCCUACUCGCCAGGCCAGUGUGGGGGCAGGGAUCCCCUACUCAGUUCCAGCGUGGAGCUGCCAGAUGAUCUGUGGCUCAGGCCUCAAAGCCGUGUGCCUGGCAGCCCAGUCCAUAGCCAUAGGCGACUCCAGCAUUGUGGUUGCAGGAGGCAUGGAGAACAUGAGCAAGGCCCCUCACUUGGCUCACCUGAGAGCAGGAGUCAAGAUGGGGGAGAUGCCGCUGGCUGACAGCAUCCUCUGUGAUGGUCUCACAGAUGCGUUUCACAACUACCACAUGGGCAUUACAGCUGAAAACGUAGCCAAAAAAUGGCAAGUGAGUAGAGAAGCCCAGGACCAGGUUGCAGUUCUGUCCCAGAACAGGGCAGAGCGUGCACAGAAAGCUGGCCACUUUGACAAGGAGAUUGUGCCAGUGUUGGUGUCUUCCAGAAAAGGUCUUACUGAAGUGAAAAUUGAUGAGUUUCCUCGCCAUGGGAGUAACAUGGAAGCCAUGGGCAAGCUAAAACCUUACUUUCUUACCGAUGGGACGGGAACAGUCACCACUGCCAAUGCAACAGGGAUGAACGAUGGUGCCGCUGCUGUGGUUCUUAUGAAGAAGACAGAAGCCGAGAGUCGAAUGCUGAGACCUUUAGCAAGAAUAGUUUCCUGGUCACAGGCUGGUGUGGAGCCUUCCAUUAUGGGAACAGGACCAAUUCCAGCCAUCAAGCAAGCUGUUGCCAAAGCAGGCUGGUCCCUGGAAGAUGUUGACGCAUUUGAAAUCAAUGAAGCCUACGCAGCUCUCUCUGUUGCAAUAGCUAAAGAACUUGGAUUAAACCCCGAGAAGGUCAACAUCGAUGGAGGAGCCAUUGCCUUGGGCCAUCCUCUGGGAGCAUCUGGCUGUAGGAUUCUAGUGACCUUGUUACACAGCCUUGAGAGAAUGGGCGGGACACGUGGUGUGGCAGCCCUGUGCAUUGGGGGUGGGAUGGGGAUAGCAAUGUGUGUUCAGAGAGGAUGACCUGCCUGACAGCCAUCAGCCUUGAAAUGUUCUUGUUAAAUCAGUGACACACUAGAUAGUAGGUGAAAUCAGAGGACCAAAGUGAGGACAGGAACCCAGGUGGACAGCCUGCUGAACUUUAAUGUGAGUCACCCAGGGCUAAGACAUUGCACCUGACACUUCUAUAAAUAAAAGGGAGAUCCACUCAGUCA